Paramecium tetraurelia is the source of this 1725-nucleotide messenger RNA. RefSeq lists its product as uncharacterized. The record is from RefSeq and is a predicted model, not a curated record. Gene Ontology annotation, biological process: transmembrane transport; intracellular zinc ion homeostasis; zinc ion transport. NCBI's taxonomy places the organism in Eukaryota, Ciliophora, Oligohymenophorea, Peniculida, Parameciidae. The transcript is spliced from 4 exons. Gene Ontology annotation, molecular function: zinc ion transmembrane transporter activity. Gene Ontology annotation, cellular component: Golgi apparatus; membrane.
AUGUCAAUAUCAGAGACCUAUGUUUAGAAGAUCCCCAACAUCUUUGAAAUCAACACCCUCCUGAUGAUAACUUUCAUAUUGUUAUUUGUCUGGCGAAUAAUCACAUUGAAGACUAAAGCAUUAUCGAAUCCACUCAAGAUCUUGGGUAUAGCUACUUUGAAACUAAUUCACUAUGUUUCAUCAUUUUAUAGUCUCAUCAUGUUUUCGUUUCUGAUUUCAUACGUGGCAGAUUAAUUGGCCUUUAGGAAUCUUAACAAAAUUAAGUUGAUUCAAUUUUUCUUUGUUAUUAUCAUAUUCUGUUGGGGAACAGAUAUAAAUCUAUUUUCACUUACCCUCGUAACUCUAAUAGAAAAAAUUACUAAAAAAGUCAUUUAAUCACAAUAAAUAUAAAAAGAGGACGAGAUCUCCACUAUUUUAUCAUAUGUGUUAGCUUUGGUCAUAAUUCUCAACAUAUCUAUCUAUGAAAUGCUGCUUUCAGAAGAAUUGGAGGCAUUUAAUAUCAUGGAAUUCCCUCUAUUCAAUUUGUUAAUGAUAGGCUUAUUCAUGUUGGCCUUGUAAAAAAUAACCUACAAUAUCACAACAGAGCAACACAAUAAAUUUAUAGGUGUCAUAAUGUGUCUCUUAUUUUUGAUUUACGAGUUGAAAGAUAAAUUACAUGAUCCCUUCAAUCAUUAAGUGAUGUGGGUAAGUCUCUCAAUAUUAGCUGCCUUAAAUAUCUUUGAGAAUACUGAAGAAGAAUUGCAAUUGAUCUAAAGUAAUAAUAAUAGAGUGUUUGGAGAAGAUGAAAUUUCAUUCUAAGCAUUCAUAAAUCAUUUAAAAAAUAAUUCAGACUCAAAGAAAUUGAUGAUUCAACUCUCCCUCAACUUUUCAUUUAUGUUUGUUGAAUUAAUCUAUGGUUGGAUAAGUAACAGUUUGGGAUUGAUCACAGAUUCACUACAUAUGCUCAUUGAUUCAAGUGCAUUGGCCAUAGCAUUGUUUGCCAGUUUCAUGGCCAAAAGAAAAGCGAAUUCAACCUAUACAUUUGGUUUUGAGAGAGUAGAAAUAUUAUCAGGCUAUGCUAAUGGUGUGUUCCUACUGUUUGCAGUCGUUGAAAUAAUCUCAGAAUCCUUUGAGAGAGUCAUCACUCCUUAGGAAGUGCUGCCUGAAAAAAUGUUGAUUGUUUCAUUCUUAGGAUUACUGGUUAAUGUGAUUGGGUUAUUCUUCUUUCAUAAUCAUGGACACAUUCAUUCAGAAGAAGUGGAUGAAUAAUUGGAAGAAAAACACCAUCAUCAUUGUUCUCAUCACCAUGACCAUAAUCAUAAUUUGUCUGGAGUAUAUUUGCAUAUUCUAGCUGAUGCUUUGGGAAGUGUUGCUUGUAUCAUUUCUGCUUUGCUCAUAUAUUACUAUCAGUUCCAUAUGGCUGACCCCAUAGCCUCCAUCAUCAUCUCUUUACUCAUUCUUACAACUACAAUUACAUUACUGAAAGACACUAGCAAAAUAUUAUUAAUGCAUGUACCAUAUUCAGGAAAGAAGGUUUUAGCUGCUAUUUCUCACGAUUUCAAUCAUAGAGGGUUUGAACCUCAAGAAAUGAAAUUGUGGUAAUAUAAGGAGAAGAAAUUGAUAUUUACUGCGAGAUUCUAAAUCAAAUAAUCAGAUGAAGAUUAAAUUAAAUCUGAAAUAGAUGGCAUUGUUUCCAAACAUAAAGAUGUGAUAAUUAAUGCAAUUGAUUUUGAUUAUGUUGACUGA